AUGUCCAGGAAGGAGGCAGAGGCGAUGGUGCUCCACGUCCCCGGGUGGGCCAUCGCGGACGGGCAGGACGGCGUCCUGAUGAUCAGCAAACGGCUCCGUGCCAAGAACUUCGUCAAGGCGCUCGAGAUAUGCCAGAGGUACGGCGCCGUGGCGGAGGAGGAGGGGCACCACCCGGACCUGCACGUCACGGGGUGGAACAUGCUGCGCGUGGACAUUAGCACGCACGCCGCGGGGGGCCUCACGGAGAACGACUUCAUCCUCGCGGCCAAGUUCGACGAGGUGGACCUCGCGGACCUCCUGUCGAAGAAGCAGCCCGCCGGCCUGACGGACUGA
Pedinophyceae sp. YPF-701 is the source of this 333-nucleotide messenger RNA. The record is from the annotation of a GenBank genome assembly. NCBI's taxonomy places the organism in Eukaryota, Viridiplantae, Chlorophyta, Pedinophyceae.